Molecule: messenger RNA, 1072 nt
Organism: Cheilinus undulatus (humphead wrasse)
Lineage: Eukaryota; Metazoa; Chordata; Actinopteri; Labriformes; Labridae
Gene: pno1
Product: partner of NOB1 homolog
Exons: 7
Coding region: 99-845 (248 amino acids)
Cellular component (GO): nucleolus
Molecular function (GO): RNA binding
Source: RefSeq, a predicted model, not a curated record
AGGGGUCCUUUUUGUUGCACGAGGACACCCUCAUGCCUUAGUGGCUGUCGUCUGCUACAGUUCAGACUGAAAAUACCAAAAUAUAACUAUUUUCCAGUAUGGACAGUGAUAACAAUUCAACCGCGGAGGCUGGCGCUGCUACGGAGAGUAGAAACGACGAAGAUUCUUUCACAAAGGUACAGUCUAAGAAGACUCAUAAACGAAAACGUGAACAAGAUGUGGCGGAUAUGGACACAGAGGAGCCCGUGGCAAGCAAACGGCCACAGUUUCCCCCAAUUUCAGGCGACAAAUUAAAGGGACCAGAUGAGAUGCGAAAAGUCCCUGUCCCAGCUCACAGAUACACUCCACUGAAGGAAAACUGGCUGAAGAUUUUUACCCCAAUAGUAGAAAACUUGCAGCUUCAAGUUCGAUUUAACCUCAAGACAAGGAAUGUGGAAAUCAAAACUUGCAAAGAAACACAGGACAUUGGCUCUCUCACAAAAGCAACAGAUUUUGUCAGAGCGUUUGUACUGGGUUUUCAGGUUGAAGAUGCCUUAGCGCUGAUCAGAUUAGAUGAACUUUUCCUUGAAAGCUUUGAUGUCACUGAUGUGAAACCACUAAAAGGAGACCACUUAUCCAGAGCUAUUGGAAGAAUAGCAGGGAAGGGAGGAAAGACCAAAUUCACCAUUGAAAAUGUCACAAAGACUCGCAUCGUGCUUGCAGACACGAAAGUCCAUAUUUUAGGAUCUUUCCAGAAUAUUAAGAUGGCCCGGACAGCGAUAUGUAACUUAAUCUUAGGAAGUCCACCUUCAAAGGUCUACGGCAACAUCAGGGUGGUGGCAAGCCGGACAGCCGAGAGGUUCUGAAGGCUUAUUGACUGCAGUAUAUGUCCAUCGUUUUCCUACAUUGGCUGGUAAAUUCCCACUAUGGUGUGGGGUGACAAAUGGGACUGUGUGACACUUCAGCCUUCUCUGUUCUGGUCUCAUGGUUUGAAUCAGUUGAUCCAGAAACAUGAAGCUAUGUCAUGAUACUUAAAUAAGAAUAAAAUUAACUGUAAGCAUGAACUUGUGUAAAUAAAUGAUUUUGAUCCCUA